UCUGUCUGUGUCACUCAAGCUCAUUAAUGAAGGUUCCAGCUGGUGCUCCAUCCACCGCUGCUCUCUGUGAGCAUGUUCUGGACUCCAUGACUGACUGACGCUGACUCUGCGCUGUAAGGCAGGCGCUGGGAGCUGAAAUGAAGCGCUAGAUGGUCAAAGUGAAAGGAACCCAAUAAGAGUGAGAGAAGCGCAGGCGAUCCUCACACCGAUCAGACCGGGAGAAAAGCCCUGAGGCAGCGGCGGCUCAGCGGACACACAACACCAUGGCGAACAUCGCGGUCCAAAGGAUCAAGCGAGAGUUCAAAGAAGUUCUCAAAAGCGAGGAGACCAGUAAAAACCAGAUCAAAGUGGAUUUGGUAGAUGAGAACUUCACAGAGCUGAGGGGGGAAAUAGCAGGACCACCAGACACAUCUUAUGAAGGUGGCCGAUACCAGCUUGAAAUUAAAAUCCCAGAAACCUACCCAUUUAACCCUCCAAAGGUGCGCUUCAUCACAAAGAUCUGGCAUCCUAACAUCAGUUCGGUGACGGGAGCAAUAUGUCUGGAUAUUUUGAAAGACCAGUGGGCAGCUGCUAUGACCCUGCGGACGGUGCUGUUGUCCCUACAGGCUCUUCUUGCUGCUGCAGAACCAGACGAUCCACAGGAUGCAGUAGUUGCAAACCAGUACAAGCAGAACCCUGAAAUGUUCAAACAGACAGCCAGGCUGUGGUCGCACGUCUAUGCAGGCGCUCCAGUCUCCAGUCCUGACUACACAAGAAAAAUAGACAAACUCUGUGCCAUGGGCUUCGAUAAGAAUGCAGUGAUAGCGGCCUUGUCUUCAAAAUCCUGGGAUGUGGAAACGGCAACAGAACUUCUCCUCAGCAACUGAGUUCCAUCCAGGUGCGAGGAUCCAAUCACGCACACAAAAAAAACCUGAG
This is a messenger RNA of Cyprinodon tularosa, 915 nucleotides long. RefSeq names its product ubiquitin-conjugating enzyme E2Kb (UBC1 homolog, yeast) (gene ube2kb). Gene Ontology annotation, molecular function: protein binding; ubiquitin conjugating enzyme activity. The coding region runs from base 264 to 866 and encodes 200 amino acids. The transcript has 7 exons. Gene Ontology annotation, biological process: proteasome-mediated ubiquitin-dependent protein catabolic process; protein polyubiquitination. Gene Ontology annotation, cellular component: nucleus. The record is from RefSeq and is a predicted model, not a curated record. NCBI's taxonomy places the organism in Eukaryota, Metazoa, Chordata, Actinopteri, Cyprinodontiformes, Cyprinodontidae.